This is a messenger RNA of Camelina sativa (false flax), 4628 nucleotides long. RefSeq names its product disease resistance protein RPP4. NCBI's taxonomy places the organism in Eukaryota, Viridiplantae, Streptophyta, Magnoliopsida, Brassicales, Brassicaceae. The record is from RefSeq and is a predicted model, not a curated record. Gene Ontology annotation, biological process: defense response; signal transduction. Gene Ontology annotation, molecular function: ADP binding; ATP hydrolysis activity.
CAAGUCUUCUUCUCCGAGUCACACUUUUACGAAGUUUCUCUCUUUAUCUCCUUCUCCAUAUUACUGCUUUACCUCAAAUGUUGAGAACGAUAUCUCUUCUCUAUGGCUUCAUCUUGCAGUCGGAGAUACGACGUUUUCCCAAGCUUCAGCGGCGAAGAUGUCCGUAAAUCAUUCCUCAGCCAUCUUCUCAAGGAGCUUAACCGCAAAUCAAUCAAUACAUUCAUCGACCACGGGAUCGAGAGAAGCCGCCCAAUCGCCCCUGAGCUUUUAUCGGCGAUUAGAGGAUCGAGGAUCUCAAUCGUCGUCUUCUCUAAGAAAUAUGCUGCUUCCACCUGGUGCUUGAAUGAAUUGGUUGAGAUCCACCACUGUUCCAAGGAAUUGGAUCAAAUGGUGAUUCCAAUUUUCUACAACGUUGAUCCUUCGGAAGUUAGAAAACAGAGCGGUGAAUUCGGAAAGGUCUUUGAAGAGACAUGCAAGGGAAAAUCAGAUGAUGAGAAACAAAGAUGGAUAAGAGCUCUCGCAGAUGUGGCUAAUAUGGCUGGAGAGGAUUCUCGAAACUGGUGUGAUGAAGCCAACAUGAUUGAAACAAUUGCCAAUGAUGUUUCCAAUAAGCUCAUAACACCACCAUCGAGUGAUUUUGGUGAUUUUGUUGGUGUUGAAGCUCAUUUAGAGAGCUUGAAUUUAUUGUUGUGCUUGGAAUCUGAAGAAGCUAGAAUGGUAGGGAUUGUAGGACCCUCGGGGAUUGGUAAGACUACCAUUGCAAGAGCUUUGUUUACUCAACUCUCUACUCAAUUCCACCAUUGCGCUUUCGUAGCUUAUAAAAGAACCAACCGAAACGACUAUUGCAUGAAGCUGUGCUGGGAAGAACGUUUUUUAUCAGAAAUUUUAUGUCAAAAGGACAUCAAGAUUUUGCAUUUAGGUGCGGUAGAACAAAGGCUAAAGAACAAGAAAGUUCUUAUUAUACUUGACGAUGUGGAUGAUCUUGAGAUGCUAAAGACCUUGGUGGGACAAACUGGAUGGUUUGGAUUAGGGAGCAGAAUCAUUGUGAUCACUCAAGAUAAGCGGCUUCUCAAGGCUCAUAGUAUUGACCUUAUUUAUGAGGUGGAGUUCCCAUCUAAAGAUCUGGCUCUGCAAAUGUUUUGUCGAUCUGCUUUUGGGGAAAACUCUCCUCCUAGUGAUUUCAUGAAGCUAGCUGGUGAAGUUGCAGUUCUUGCCGGAAAUCUUCCUUUAGGUCUGACGGUCUUAGGUUCUUCUUUAAGAGGGAAGGAUAAGGAGGAGUGGAUGGAGAUGCUGCCUAGGCUCCAAAAUGGUCUAGAUGGUAAAAUAGAGAAAACAUUAAGAAUUAGCUAUGAUGAGUUAGAUGGCAAAGAUCAAGACUUAUUCCUUUACAUUGCGUGUUUAUUCAAUGGUCACAAAGUCAAUUAUAUCAAAAACUUGCUUGGAGAUAGUGUUAACACUGGGAUUAAAAUGCUGGCUGACAAGUCCCUAAUACGUAUAACACCACCCAAUAAAACAGUUCAGAUGCACAACUUGCUACAGAAGUUGGGUAAAGAAAUUGUUCGUUCAGAGUCUAUUCACAAUCCUGGAAAACGUCGAUUCUUGGUGGAUGCUAAGGAUAUUAUUGAUGUAUUUACGGAAAACACUGGUACAGAAAAUGUGUUAGGCAUAUAUUUUAACACAUCAGGAAUCAAUGAGCCAUUGGUUAUAAGUGAACAUUCUUUCAAAGGAAUGCGCAAUCUCCAAUUUAUAAAAAUUUACAAGGAGUGGUCGGGGGAGACUAGUGAAGGCAUAUUGGAUUUACCUCGAGGCCUUGUUUAUUUUCCCCGUAAACUCAGAUUGCUACAUUGGGACGAAUAUCCAUUGAAGUGUAUACCUUCUAACUUUAGGACAGAGUUUUUGGUUAAACUAACAAUGGAGAAUAGCAAGCUUGAGAAGCUGUGGGAAGGAAUCCAGCCACUUCGAAAUCUCAAGAAGCUAAGAUUGGACGGGUCUAGGAAGUUGAAAGAUAUUCCAAAUCUUUCAAAGGCCAUAAAUCUCGAGAAACUGAAUCUUUGGGGAUGUGCAUCUUUGGUUACACUUCCUUCCUCCUCUAUUCGAAACCUCAUUAAACUUAGGAAAGUGACCAUGGAGGGAUGCAUAAAACUCGAGACUCUUCCAAAUGACGUCAUCUUGGGAUCUUUUGAUUACCUCAAUCUCAGUGGAUGCUUAAGGUUGAGAAGUUUUCCUGGGAUUUCAAGAAACAUCUCGGGGCUCAUUCUUGAUGGAACUGCAAUAGAAGAAGAAGAUUCUGUCAGCAUUGAGAAUAUCUCUGGGAUCACUAACCUUGAUUGGAGUGGUUGUCCCAUGAGAUGUAUGCCUUCUAACUUUCAUCUAGAAUAUCUCGUUGAACUCACAAUGAGAGAUAGCAAACUUGAGAGGCUAUGGGAAGGAGUCCAGUCGCUUAGAAACCUCGUGUAUAUGGAUUUGUCAGGAAGUGAAAACCUGAAAGAAGUUCCAGAUCUUUCAGAGGCCAUUAAUCUCGAGAGAUUGGAACUCAACGACUGCAAAAGUUUGGUUUUUUUCCGUUCCUCCAUUGGGAAUCUCAAUAAACUCAAGGUGUUGCGCAUGAGUGGAUGUACAAGACUCGAGUCUCUUCCUACUGAUGUCAACUUGGUAUCUCUCGAUUAUCUUAACCUCAGUGGCAGCAAAAGGUUGAGAAGUUUUCCUCGGAUUUCAAGGAACAUAUCAAGGCUCUUUCUAGAUGGAACUGCCAUAGAAGAGGACCAAGACUGUUUCUUUAUUGGUGAAAUAUGUGGGCUCACUGAACUUUUUUGGAGUGACUGUCCAAUGAAAUAUAUGCCUUCUACUUUUCACCCAGAAUAUCUCGUUGAACUCACAAUGCCAGGUAGCAAGCUUGUGGAGUUGUGGGAAGGAGUUCAGUCGCUUAGAAAUCUCAGGAAGAUGGAUUUGUCAAGAAGUGAAAACCUGAAAGAAAUCCCAAAUCUUUCUAAGGCCACCAAUCUCGAGUAUUUGGAUCUAACCGCAUGCAAAAGUUUGGUGAUUCUUCCUUCGUCAAUUAGGAAUCUCAACAGACUGAAGAAGCUGAGCAUGAAAGGAUGCACUAGGCUCGAGGUUCUUCCAAAUGAUGUUAACUUGGAAUCUCUCAAUCACCUCGAUCUCAGUGGAUGCUCACAGCUGAGAAGUUUUCCUCAGAUUUCGACAAGCAUUUCACUGCUCUAUCUAGACUACACUUCCAUUGAAGAAGUUCCUUCUUGGAUUGAAAAUUUCUAUGGGCUCACUACUCUAAUGAUGCGUGGUUGCCAAAGGUUAAAAAACGUUUCUCCAAACGUUUUUAAAUUGGGAAGUCUUACGGUGGUAAACUUUUCAGACUGUGGAGGAGUCACAGCAUUAGGUAGUGCAAGUAUGGUUGCAACAGUACAACUAAAUCCUCGAAUAAUAUAUUUGUGUGGCGAACGUUUUUACUCGCCGUAUUCAAUCUUAACAGUGUGUGCAAAGAAUUGUGAAUCGCUCCAGAUUGUAUCUCACUCCUUCCUCAAUCCAAUGAGUGGUCUUGAACUCCAUAAUUGCUUCAGUUUGGAUCAAGAUACGCGGGAACUCAUCGUACAAUCGGCUUUCAACUAUGUCAUCUUACCUGGUAGAGAAGUGCCGACAUAUUUCACGCAUCAAGCUGGUGGCAGUUCCCUAGAUAUCUCUUUACCUCAGAGCUCUCUCUCUCAACAAAAUUUGGGAUUCAAGGCUUGCAUCAUGCUUGAACCUCCUACUGACCCCAAUGAUCGUUCUGGAAACAUCGGAGUGGGGUGGUACUUCAGAGGCAAAAGCAGUGUACAUCAUUUUUACGUUGACGUGGACUCAUGUAAGGUGGAUCAUCUGGUUAUGUUCCAGUUUGGGUUCCUGGUAGGAGAUAUCAACGAUCCUCCAUCUGAGCUAGACUACAACCGUGUGGAAUUUGAGUUCUUCCACCAUUACAAUGCUUGUUCUUGCAUCAGAUGUGGGGCUAACCGCUGCACACAAACGUGUCCCUUGUCGCUCGAGAGGAUAAAAGGAUGCGGUGUACGACUGUUUAAUGUUUCUCCAUCUCCAGGUGGUGCUGCUAGAAUCUCUGAAACAGAGUACAACCAACAGUCCGGAGAAAAAUGUAAUAUUGUAGAGACUGGGAGAAGUAAGAAGCGGAAGCUGAUUACAUCAGGAACAUCUGAAGAAUGUUUGAACUUACCAGACCAAAUAGUAGCAGACGACACAGGAUUGACGGCUCCAAAUCUGGAGCUUUCGUUAUGGCAGGGAGAAGCUUCUGCCCGGGUUUCUUCUAGAAGGAAGAUAAUGUCGUCAGCAGUUUCUUCUAGCAACUUUCAUGAUGAUGGAGCAUCGUUGUCUCUUUCCCUUUCUCCUUCGUAUCCAUAUAUGGAGGAAGAAGUCUUGUGUAUUGAUCCCAUGAUAACUGAAUGUUAUGAGCCAAAGCCUUAGCCUUAGCUCUAGUUGUCACACCCGUUAUCUAAACUAAAGAACAAGGAGAUUGAAAACUAACUUCCCUUUAACCCAAGUCUCUCUUUGAGAAUUAGGUUAAUUGUUGGAAGCUUGGAAUUCUCAUUAGCAUAAGAGGGUUCUUAUAUAGAACCUUACAAAUCGAUCUA